ACAGGAACAAAAGAGGCUUAAGACUGAAAAGCAACCAUUUCACUUUGAGAUUAAGAGACAGUGGGCUGAAAAAGACGGAGUGAUAAACACAUAAGAGGUGGACUGACAAGGGAGGUAGUUAAUGUCUAAGAGAUUGAAUGGCUCAUGGAUGGGGUCUAUCUCGGUCCCGUCCUCCAUCCCUCAUGCCUUCCGCUCACAGCUCUCUUCAUCCGCUGACCUCAGCAUAGGCAUCUUACUCAUCAUCACAGGUGUGGUGUCGGUGGUUGGGAAUGGGCUGGUGUUGUUGGUUUACGGUCAGCGGAGAAAGAAGCUCAGAGCACACGAACUGAUGACCAUCAAUCUGGCCAUUUGUGAUUUCGGAUACAGCCUGCUGGGGGCGCCAUGUCUCAUCAUCUCAAGUCUGUCACAUGCAUGGAUUUUUGGGGAAACAGGAUGUAUGUGGUAUGGGUUUCAGGGCUUCAUUUUUGGCAUUGGGUCUCUCAUCACCACCUGCCUUAUCUCCCUCGACCGCUGCUUCAAGAUCUGUAGCUUUCAGUAUGGUCAGUGGAUUGAGAAAAAACACGCCUCUCUGUCUGUGGCUUUGGUGUGGAUCUAUACAAUAUUCUGGGCCUUACUUCCUGUGUUUGGCUUUGGUAGCUACGGCCCAGAACCGUUUGGAACCAGCUGCACCAUAAACUGGUGGAGACUGAAGUCUUCACUUAAUGAUAGAGUCUACAUUUUCCUGAUCAUGUCACUUUGUUUUGGAGUUCCCACCUUCAUUAUCAUCACUUCAUACCUCGCUAUCCUCAUCAAGGUGUAUCGGUCUGGUCGCACAUUGGCUUCAAUCCCUUCAUCCAGUGUCACUCACAGCAGUAAAGAUCUCCGGCUUACAAAGAUAGCAGCAGUGGUGUGUUCCUCAUUUCUGAUUGCCUGGACUCCCUAUGCGAUUGUUUCGCUCUACUCUGCUUUGACUGCCAGAGAGGAGCACGCUGAAGAAGACGGAGGCGCUGCUCUCAUGGGUGGAAUGUCAACAGGAGUUGGCCAUGGCGGAGGGAUGUCUGAUGUCUUUGGUUUUCCCUUUCUCAUUAACUGGACCUCUUCAGAACACUUUGGAGAUGCUUUGGUCUCCUGGAGGAAUAUGACUUCAGAUCAUUCCCAUCAUUCUGUAGGGCAUCAUGGAUCCAGUUCAACUGCGGGUUCUGCACAUGGAGGAAUGAGUGGACAUCAGUCUCAUCUUGUGUCCACGUUGAAGCCAGAAGUCUCCCUCAUCCCGGCUAUUUUGGCCAAGUCACACUGCAUGAUAAACCCCUUCAUCUACCAGAUCAUGAACCGCGACUUCAGGGAGGACGUCUGUGAUCUCCUGUGCUUGAGAGGAAAAGAUGGAGAGAGGAGGAGAACAAGGAGCACAGAUGGCAGUGAUUCUGAUGGGUUUCGAGGAAGCGUCACUCUCUCUUAUAUUCACAGCUGGAGAAGAAGAAGCACAGCUACCAGUCAGCUGUCUGGUGAGCAUGUGAAGAAAGAUUCCUCACGGAAGAGUAAAGGGAGUCGGGAGAGCCGAGGGAGUAGAGGACAGAGAAGGUCCUGCCAGGACAGUGCAGCAGUCGGGUGGGCAACACUGGAUACUACAACCUUAGAUACGCAGAGCAACUUAGAAAGAGAGAAAGGCAAGGAGGUGGAAAGAGAGAUGAAAAAAGAAUUUAAAGAAUCCUCUAACACAUUGCUGACGGGUGAGAAAUAACACUCGAAUCACCAGAACACCAGAAACACUAUAGUUUAUAAUGCAGUUAAUUAGCUCAAAAUAUACAGUGUUUCUUUUUUUUCCGUUAGUAUCAUCCCAUCCAGUCUCACACUGGUGCUUUGACACAUGAUGCUCUAGUUCUGAUUUUCAUAUACUGAUUUUACCUUUUUAUGUUUAUUACUGGAUCCCAUGUAUUUAUUUAUUUAUUUAAUCUCUUGUGUGUCUAAAUAUUUUAUGUAUUUAUUUAUUGUAUUUAUGUUUGUACAUAUUUAGAGAGCAAUAUCCAUUCCAGAGUAUUUCAAAGGACUAUUUCCGAAAUGUAAAU
Molecule: messenger RNA, 2042 nt
Organism: Labeo rohita (rohu)
Lineage: Eukaryota; Metazoa; Chordata; Actinopteri; Cypriniformes; Cyprinidae
Gene: opn9
Product: opsin 9
Exons: 9
Coding region: 122-1717 (531 amino acids)
Biological process (GO): G protein-coupled receptor signaling pathway
Cellular component (GO): membrane
Molecular function (GO): G protein-coupled receptor activity
Source: RefSeq, a predicted model, not a curated record